Peromyscus maniculatus bairdii (prairie deer mouse) is the source of this 2476-nucleotide messenger RNA. The record is from RefSeq and is a predicted model, not a curated record. Lineage: Eukaryota; Metazoa; Chordata; Mammalia; Rodentia; Cricetidae.
UCCCUGUGUAGCACAGACCAGGACCAGCUGUGAGCCCCACAGGCUUAGGCACACGGCUGCGGCGUUCCCACUAUUGUGCUGGUUUCUUUAAUCUCCCUACACAGCUGAAGAUGACCUUGAACUCUUCCUGUCUUAGGCAUCACAUGCUCAGUGUGUGCAGUUUGGGGAUGGAACCCUAGCCAAGUGCUCUACCAGCUGAGCUACACCCCAGCCCUCUUUUUUCUCUUCCUGUCUUCCUUCCCUUGGUUUCUCUCUCCACUUUCCAUCCACUUCCCUUCUUCACUUCUUACCUUCCUUUUGGUUGUUGCCGUUUUGAAACGAGAGCUUGCUUUAUAGCCCAGGCUAGCUCUGGACUUGUUAUGUAGUUAAGGCUGGUGAACUAGCUGGUAACUUGCUCUAGCCUUCAAGUUGUACAACUGCAAGCAUGUGCCCCCACAUUGUCUCCAGUGUCGUUGAUAUCCAGACCCUGACCUCCCCCCACGGCCUCCUGACAGUACCUGAUGUGAGACAUUGGGCGAUUUUGGAACUUGCAGGCCAGGCCUCUUCUCCCGCCUCUGCUCCUUACUUUGGAGCAGCCUCUAAUGUACCUAAGCCUCAAUAGUCUCAUCUGUACAGUGGGUAUAACCACCAACUGAUCUGUGAGGGCCAUCAUGAGGGUGUGUGGUGAUUGUAAUGUAUCCUGACCCAUGGUAAACCUCAAAGACUAGGAUAAUUCUCAUUAUUAUUGGCUCCUUAAUGUUGGGAUUCUGGAGCCACACACAGAGUUCAAACAUUUUAGGUAAUUUGAAUCAACAAGAAUGAAGCUACUUUGUGAAGUACAGGCGGUUGUGAGCUGCCUCGGGGGUCCGCGGGGGUUCUGGGAACAGUACUCUGGUCUUCUGCAGGAGUACUGUGUGCUCUUAACUUCCAGCUGUCUUUCCAGUCUCAACAACUGUAUUUAGACAGUUAGAGGUGUGGUGCCUUCAUCCCAGCAAGCAAGAGGCUGAAGCAGGAAGGUGGCUGGGAUUCCUCAGCAGAUUCCCGGCUAGAAACAAACAGACACACUGGUGAUUCAGCUACAGACAAAGCAGACACCAGCCAGUGACCAGCAGACAGGAGCUGCGUGCUCUCUGUUCUCAGCCGUGCUGAUCCUCCUCGGAAAUGUUUUGUUCCACAACUGGAAGUUGUGGUCAGUUACUGCCAAGCACAGGCGGACCAUGCCAGUCAACGCCAAAUUAAAACGCCCUCAGCCUCUUGCCAUCUGGGCACGGGUAUGGACACAGACGUUCCAAUCAGCGUGUCAGUUGUGAAUCGCUUGGAGGUGAUCACAGUAAGGGUUAACAAGCCAGCAUCCAGUGCUGACCCUCUAAAUCCCACUUCUCGUCCUCACACCUCAGCGUCCUGGGUGCUGGCCUUUUAGACCUGUGCCACCAUGCAUGACUUCUCCAAGGAGACCACCAGAGGACUACAUAUGCCUGGAGUCUUAGCUGUGUCCCUAACCUGUGUGCCUCCACAGAUCCUGGGAGUUUGUCUGGAGGAUAUCCCUUCUCUACUGGUUUACAUUCACAUGAGCAAGGGCUUCAUGUUUCUGGCCCUGGCACUGUGCCUCAUUCUCCUGCCCACCAUGUUCCUCUCCUUCCGACCAGUCUGCCGCCGCUUGAACAAGAUUGACUACAUCUUCAGUUUCUUCAGCACUGGCAUCGGGCUCCUGAUUCUCCUCAGCCUGAUGCUCUUUGUCAUCAACUGCAAUAGGCUGCCCCUGAGGCCACAGGUAUCCUACCUGCUGGUCUUCUACCUGUGCUGGUGCGCCAGCGUCCUGAUGCUGUGGGCCGGAACUCUAUCCUUCCUCAACCAAGUGCGGAGGGGGAGCUACAGUUCGCCUAUCAUGGAGCGGAGGGUCAGCUACUUCCGUUGGGCCUUGAGACACCAAUCCCAGCAGCAGUCCAAUUUGGACCAGAGCUCGGAGUCCAUCCAGAAGCAGUCUGCUGCAACUUCUCAGGACACUGCGAAGUCCCGGCAGCCAGAUGCCUCCACCUCUGUCCCUGUGACUCCGUCACCAUCAGACCUCCCUUGAGGUUACACGCUUCCCAUGAGAGCGGGCAGCACCCUCGGGAGACAGGUGGCAAGCCCCGCUCCCCCGCGCAAGGACCCACCCCUUGCGGUCUGAGUCUUGGCGAGGAAACCACUCUGGAAGUCCUCCAAUACUUUCGGCUGUGGCUAUGUCCCUCUGAGCAGCCUGGUCCCUGGUCCCAAGCAGCCAGAGCGCGGUGGGAUGAUCGCCCCACAGGCCACGCCCCUAAGCUGCUCUCCUACCUUUGGUCCAGCCCCACCCACCCAAGGAAUCCCCUCCAGGGGCCCCAGGCGGACACUCUGCAGCCCAGCCUUGGGGACGGUCCCCACCCUUCUGUGGACGGAACCCUCCCCAGAAAGUCAAGGCUUGAUACAACAUCCCGCCCCCUUCCUAGCUUCCCCGACUCAAUAAAACCAGGUCGGCAGU